Hibiscus syriacus is the source of this 1473-nucleotide messenger RNA. Its product is annotated as pyruvate dehydrogenase E1 component subunit alpha-1, mitochondrial. Gene Ontology annotation, molecular function: pyruvate dehydrogenase (acetyl-transferring) activity. The coding region runs from base 91 to 1287 and encodes 398 amino acids. Gene Ontology annotation, biological process: pyruvate decarboxylation to acetyl-CoA. The transcript is spliced from 8 exons. The record is from RefSeq and is a predicted model, not a curated record. Gene Ontology annotation, cellular component: intracellular membrane-bounded organelle. Lineage: Eukaryota; Viridiplantae; Streptophyta; Magnoliopsida; Malvales; Malvaceae.
CUCUUUACUUUCCUUCGCUUUCAUAUCCUCUGCGCUCUCUUCCGCAUCUUUGGAUCGGAGCAGCAUCCGUUUCGUAAUCCGACAGUCGAGAUGGCUCUAUCGUACCUGCGCUCUUCUUCUUCCCGCUCCGCCAAUUUACUAAAGCCACUUUCCUCCGGCUUAUCCCUCCGCAGCCCUAUCUCCACCGACACCACUCCCAUAACCGUCGAGACCUCCGUCCCUUUCACCUCUCAUCGGUGCGAUGCUCCCUCACGCUCCGUCGAGACCAAUCCUAAGGAACUCCUCACCUUCUUCCGAGACAUGGCGUUGAUGCGUCGGAUGGAGAUCGCCGCCGACUCACUCUACAAGGCCAAACUCAUUCGCGGUUUCUGCCACCUGUACGACGGCCAAGAAGCAUUCGCCGUCGGAAUGGAAGCCGCCAUAACCAAAAAGGAUUGCAUCAUAACCGCCUAUCGUGAUCACUGCACAUUCAUGGGCCGCGGUGGUACCCUGCUGGAAGUUUUCGCUGAGCUAAUGGGACGCCAGGCUGGAUGUUCUAAGGGAAAAGGAGGUUCGAUGCAUUUUUACAAGAAGGAUUCGAAUUUUUACGGCGGUCACGGGAUUGUUGGGGCUCAGGUUCCGCUGGGAUGUGGCUUGGCGUUUGCGCAAAAGUAUUCUAAAGAUGAAACUGUGACAUUUGCUAUGUACGGUGAUGGAGCAGCUAAUCAAGGGCAGUUGUUCGAGGCCCUGAAUAUCUCUGCACUAUGGGAUCUGCCUGCAAUUUUGGUCUGCGAGAAUAAUCACUAUGGUAUGGGGACAGCUGAGUGGAGAGCCGCGAAGAGUCCAGCGUAUUACAAACGUGGGGAUUAUGUUCCUGGUUUGAAGGUGGAUGGCAUGGAUGCCCUCGCUGUGAAGCAAGCUUGCAAGUUUGCCAAAGAACAUGCCUUGAAGAGUGGACCAAUAAUUCUUGAAAUGGACACCUAUAGGUAUCAUGGUCACUCCAUGUCUGAUCCUGGAAGUACCUAUAGAACACGUGAUGAGAUUAGUGGUGUUAGACAGGAGCGUGAUCCAAUUGAAAGAAUUAGGAAGCUGAUAUUAUCCCAUGACCUGGCUUCUGAGAAAGAGUUGAAGGAAAAAUUUCAGGACAUUGAGAAGGAAGUGAGAAAAGAGGUGGACGAUGCAAUCACUCGAGCAAAGGAAAGUCCAAUGCCUGAGCCUUCAAAACUCUUCACAAAUGUGUAUGCCAAAGGUUUGGGUGUUGAGUCAUUUGGAGCAGAUAGGAAAGAAGUAAGAGCUACACUUCCAUAAAUCAAGUUUCGUUUAGAACAUUUUAAGCUCUUAACUUGUUUUUGGACGAACAAUAAAGUAGGCAAGGGAAAGGUGUUUGAAUCCAUCAAUUUGAUAUUGCACUUGGUUCUAUUUGUAUAGAAUACUUGAUUUAAUUAUUUCCGGUUGAGCUGAUGCCCCUACGGCCACGGUUUCAGAUUCUUUGCC